GGAUAAUUAUUGUGGAUUGUUGUGAUUAGAACAUAACCUAUAAUGGAGAGCUUUUAGGUUUUAAAACAAAUUCCAGGGAUGUUUUUUUUUAAAUAUCGCUUAAUCACAUGCGACGUGCAAGUUUAUACAGAAUAGAGAUUACGUUAUCUGCAAUCUUGCAGGAAUAUUUGUAAUUAGAACAUUAACGGAAGUACAUUCAUAGCCUCCUUAUCAACAACCGCAUAAUUUUGGGGUCAUUAGAUGCAUUCCAUUGAAUAAUUUGAUAUAGUGCAGUUCCUGUUCCGGUAUAUUUUUUCAAAGAUAUGAAGAUGAAUUCUAACGCAAUUUUAAAAAUCGGUGGAAGCAUAGACGCUAAACAGGAUAAGAUGGUUCCAAGUUUAUUUAUGCAGUGUCAUCCAAUAACUAAUGCGAAAGAGAUUAAAGAUGUGAUUUUUGAACCACCAUCGUGGGUGGACAGAGUUGAAACUUUAAAAAAGAGAAGUGCCACUGUUGUAAAGAAUGUAUUAUCUGAUUGUCACAGUGAUUCUAAACACUUCAUUGUGAGGAACAGACUAGAUUCAAAAACUGUUCCGCAGACAUUGGUUUGUCAUGAUUAUAAAGGAGGGUAUUUGGAAGAUAGAUUUAUAUAUUUUGAAAAUGAAAGUAUACAAGGUGAUGGUUACACAUUUUAUAAUUGGGCACAGAUAGAUUAUUUUGUCUAUUUUAGUCAUCACUUUGUUACCAUACCCCCUUUAGCAUGGAUAAAUGCUGGCCACAGGAAUGGGGUUAAAGUAUUGGGUACCUUAAUAACCGAAUUUAAAGAGGGAACCAAAAUUUGCGAUGAGGAUAUUUUCGAGAGUAUCCCGUCAAUGAUGGAUUUUGCACAAGAUUUAGUUGACUUGACCAGAAUAUUUGGAUUUGACGGCUGGUUGCUUAACAUAGAAAACGAAGUAAAAAAUCCAAAAAUCCUCCAGGAAUUUGUUAAACUCUUCACCGAAUUGAUUCAUAACGAUAAUGAAGAAAACGUCGUUAUAUGGUAUGACAGCGUUACUGAGGACGGUAAAUUGCAGUGGCAGGAUGAACUUAAUGAAAGAAAUCGUUGUUUCUUUGAUCGGUGCGAUGGGAUCUUCUUAAACUAUAGUUGGAACGAGCAGAAACUAAUAAAUACCGUUGAAAACGCUGCUCAUAGGAAUUUUAACGUAUUCGUUGGUAUCGACGUCUUCGGAAGAAACAUGUUUGGCGGCGGCAAAUUUAACACGUUUAAGGCAGUCGAAAUGGUAACGAGAUACAACUUGUCCAUUGCGCUGUUCGCACCAGGUUGGACGCACGAGACGAUAGAUAGAAGCGCAUCUGGAACGAUAUUUGACGAUUUCUUAACCCGAGAUUACGCGUUCUGGUGUAGUCUCUGGCCUUAUCUGUACACGCACCCCAUUAACGACUAUUUCGAAACGGAUUUUUACAUCGGACUUGAUAGGGCAUACUAUAAUUUGUUCAGGCAAAGACAACAGCCGUCGAGGUUCCUCUACCCUCAAAACUCGAACCUGGUGGCCGACAUAGCUUCGAUACCCACAUUGAUUAAUACUUGCUCGUGUAUGCAGCAAAAAGCUUUAAAUUCAAGAAACGGAUGUUUCCUGUCCAAGGAAAAUUUGAAACUAAACACGGAAUUUGUCCACCACUUGUUCGUAUGCGAGCUCGAGAUUCGUGGAACGAAUCUGACAUAUUUUCUGACGAAGAGUCUGACUGAUGGCCCGUCGGAGAUGAGUGUCACUUUACUGACUCGUUCGAAGAGCGGCGCUUUUCGGAAAAUUAAACUGCUCGCUGAUUUUAAAGAAGGUACUACCGACGAUCAGUCGCUUUUGGAGGUCAAUCCUAAAAGAACCUCUCUGCAUAAUGAUAAUGAAGUUAGAGUUAUCCAUAACAAGUUUGAUAGUUUGAAAGAGGGCGAUUUCCACCUGAGCUUAUAUGAAUUCUACACGCCACCUUGCACAAUAUUGGAAAUUGGAGCUACUAUUGAGGCGGGCAAUUCUAUACACCUCUGCGGUUUCGGUAUAAAGCGACUACUUUCGUCGUCCUAAAUUAAAUUAUACAAAUAUAAUGUACAUUAUGUUAAAAUAUAUUGCAAUAAAAACGA
Messenger RNA from Cylas formicarius (sweet potato weevil), 2110 nucleotides. It is a transcript of the gene ENGase, whose product is annotated as cytosolic endo-beta-N-acetylglucosaminidase. The transcript is spliced from 7 exons. Gene Ontology annotation, cellular component: cytoplasm. The record is from RefSeq and is a predicted model, not a curated record. The coding region runs from base 303 to 2054 and encodes 583 amino acids. NCBI's taxonomy places the organism in Eukaryota, Metazoa, Arthropoda, Insecta, Coleoptera, Brentidae. Gene Ontology annotation, molecular function: mannosyl-glycoprotein endo-beta-N-acetylglucosaminidase activity. Gene Ontology annotation, biological process: protein deglycosylation.